Nestor notabilis (Kea) is the source of this 2991-nucleotide messenger RNA. RefSeq names its product G patch domain containing 8 (gene GPATCH8). The transcript is spliced from 8 exons. Gene Ontology annotation, cellular component: nucleus. The record is from RefSeq and is a predicted model, not a curated record. The annotation marks the transcript as partial. NCBI's taxonomy places the organism in Eukaryota, Metazoa, Chordata, Aves, Psittaciformes, Psittacidae.
GGCAACCACUUUGACCAGUAUGAAGAAGGGCACCUGGAGAUAGAGCAGGCAUCCCUGGACAAGCCGAUCGAAUCGGAUAAUAUUGGACACCGCUUACUCCAGAAACAUGGCUGGAAGCUGGGCCAGGGAUUGGGGAAGUCGCUGCAGGGGAGGACAGAUCCCAUCCCUAUCGUUGUCAAGUAUGAUGUCAUGGGCAUGGGGCGGAUGGAAAUGGAGCUUGAUUACGCUGAAGAUGCCACCGAGCGGAGGAGAGUGCUGGAGGUGGAGAAGGAGGACACCGAGGAGCUGAGGCAGAAGUACAAGGAUUAUGUUGACAAAGAAAAGGCAAUUGCCAAGGCACUGGAAGACCUCAGAGCAAACUUCUACUGUGAACUCUGUGACAAGCAGUACCAAAAGCAUCAAGAGUUUGACAACCACAUCAACUCUUAUGAUCACGCUCACAAGCAGGUAAACAAGUAUCUCAAGCAGAGGGAGUUUGCUCGCAACGUCUCUUCAAGAUCACGUAAAGAUGAAAGGAAGCAGGAGAAGGCCCUGCGGCGCCUCCACGAGCUGGCUGAGCAGAGGAGGCAGCCUGAAUGCGCUCCUGGAAGCGGACCCAUGUUCAGAACCACAACGGUGGCUGUGGAUGAGGAAGGUGGAGAUGAUGGUGAUGAUUCUGCAGCCAACAGCAGCUCUUUCAUCCAGUCGACUUCUGGCCAAGCUUCAGAGAUGAGUAUGGACAGAGGUUUCCUAAACACUGGACAAGUCGCUGGCACUGUUACACCAAGCCAAAUGCCCAUCCAGGGAGCACAGGCAAUCAGCUUUGGCAUCAAGAGUACUUUGGGAACUCCCCUGCAGAAGAUAGGUGUGUCUUUUUCAUUUGCAAAGAAAACUCCAGUAAAGCUUGAGACCAUAGCUUCUGUUUUCAAGGACCAUGUGGAAGAAUCGAGCGCUGCAGAUGGAGCAAAAGCUGAUGAGAAAGGGUCCUCAGAGGCAGGGAGCCUGCAGAAACCUGGUGAGGGUGAAAGCACAAAUAAUUCUGAUGGCAAGGCAGAGGAAGAUGACCAACAUGACAAAGACAGCGGGUCUCUAGCCACUACCUUAUCGAAACUAAAAAAGAUGAGACGAGAAGAUGGACCAAUGGCAGUUGAACCAGAAUACUACCACUAUAUUCCCCCAGCCCAUUGUAAAGUGAAGCCUAACUUUCAAUUCCUGCUUUUCAUGAAGUCUACCGAACAAAUGGAAGCUGAAAAUGUGAACAAAAAAGCCACCCAUGAAGUUAAAAAGGGUGGUUCUCCAAAACCCAAACCCAACAAGCACCCAGAGAAGGCUGCUGAGAGCACGGGGCAGCAGAAGGAGCAGAGCACUACUGAAAGCACAGCUCAGCAGAGCAAAACUGAGCUAAAAGAAGUCCUGGAAAAUGCGAGUGUGCAGGAGAGCAAACACCUAACAGAGAGCAACCUCCCUGAGCCAGACACUGCUAAAGAAGCCCCACAGCCUGCCUCAGGCUGUAAGAAUGUCUCUGAAGGACCAAAGCAUCCCACAGGACCUUUUUUCCCUGUCCUAAGUAAAGACGAGAGCACGACCCUCCAGUGGCCUUCAGAGCUUCUCAUAUUUACCAAAGCAGAACCAUCGGUUUCGUACAGUUGUAACCCCCUGUAUUUUGAUUUCAAGCUCUCCCGCAAUAAAGAUGCUAAAGGCAAAGGGGCAGAGAAACCCAAGGAGCCAGGGGGGCUUUGUAAAGAAAGUGGUCAGAGCACAGAACUUGGUGAGAUGAGCAAACCCAAGGAGGCAGAAAGCGUAGCCAACAGUUCUGCUCUGAAAAUGGAAACCAAAUCUCUGUCCAACUGUGGCUCCCAGAACAAGCUGGAGUCCUGCUUGGCGAGUGUUAGUAAGGGAGAGGUAGAGGAGAGUAGUAAAAGCGUAAUGGGGAAGAGCAAAUCUGGCAGGUCCCAUAAACACAAAAAGAAAAAGAAGCACAAAAAGUCCAGCAAACACAGACGAAAACACAAGGAGGCGGCUGAUGAGAAGGGCCGGAAAACUGACCUGGGGGAAGAGAAACCCAAGAAACGGCGAAGACACCGGCACAAAAAAGGCAAAUCCUGUCUUUCGACUGAAUCGGAAUGGGCCCUGAAAGCAGAACUGCCCGAGGAGUGUGGGCACUGCCCGAGGAGAAAGCGCUGCUCCCAGGAGUCCCAGAGGAAGUCUCUGUCUGCAGAGGAGGGAAGCAGUGGUAAGAAAGAGGACAGUGGUAACUCCUGCCUGGAGCACUGCGGCAGGAAGCACAGGGCUGACCUGCAGCAGUUCCCUGCUCCGAGGCGGCGGUGUUUGGGUCCUGCCCCGGGCAGGGCUGCCCGCAGGAGCCGGCAGAGCAGCGGGGACUACGACAGCGAGGAGGGCUCCCCCGGGAAGCGCUGCCGGCAGAAGUCUCCCUCGCACUACAGCGAUGACGAUGACUCUGGCAGCGAGCGGUCCCGGAGCCGCUCCCGCUCAGGGCGCAGGCACUCCUCCCAUGGGUCCUACUCCUCCAGCUCCGACGCCUCCUCGGACCACAGCCGCUACAGCCGCCGCAGGAGCUACUCGGACGACAGCUACAGCGAUUACAGUGACCGGUCGAGGUGCCACUCAAAGCGGUCCCAUGACUCGGAGGAUGACUCUGACUACAACAGCUCGAGUCACAGAUCCAAGCGGCACAAGUACUCUUCCUCUGACGAUGACUACAGCUCGAGUCGGAGCAGGUCAAGGAGCCGGAGCAGGAGCACAACCCACCCUCGAGGCCGAGGUGAAGGAUCCUCACUGAAGAAAGAGGAUAGCAAAGGAGAGGAUCUGAAAGGAUCUGGCUCACUCUCCCAAAACAGCAGCGGCUCCGGCACGGGUAGGGCCUCGGAAGGGGACUGCAGCCCCGAGGAGAGAAACUCCGUCACUGCAAAGCUGCUCCUGGAAAAGAUUCAAUCCAGGAAGGUUGAGAAGAAGCCCUGCGUCACUGACGAGAUGCUCCCAGGGGCAAACAAG